Messenger RNA from Dinoponera quadriceps, 2060 nucleotides. RefSeq names its product stAR-related lipid transfer protein 7, mitochondrial-like. The transcript has 6 exons. The record is from RefSeq and is a predicted model, not a curated record. Bases 25 to 1383 code for a protein of 452 amino acids. Gene Ontology annotation, molecular function: lipid binding. NCBI's taxonomy places the organism in Eukaryota, Metazoa, Arthropoda, Insecta, Hymenoptera, Formicidae.
GUAUACCGACAUUGCAACUAAAUUAUGUAUACGUGGAAACUGUUCGGUCAUGUUCUCAAACGAUUCGAUACCAGUUGCAGUCAUAAUGGUGGCAGGUUAACAUAUUUCGUUAAGCACCGGGAUAUUACUUACGGCAAAUUCGGUGUUUACCGCGACGAAAUAAACCUGUGGUUUCGGGAGCAGCGCAAGCAAGUCACCCAAGCCUGUAGGAAGCAAUUUGAGUUUAUAACGGCACAGAGAAUCAGGAGACAUGUGCAAGUAUUUUACCUUUAUACGAGGAUAUGGGACGAGGUGGCAUUGAGAGAGUUCAUGAGGUCAUGGAAAUCGAGAAUCACCAGAAAUUUCCUAUUCAGCACAAUUGCCGUAACUAUGUACAAUUGGGAUCGUGAGAGGAUCGGUGACGAGGAAAUUAAUAAAUAUAUUCAUGAAAUUGAAGGGAUUCACAGGUUACGAGAAUGUACAGUGAUAUGCGCGAAAUGCCAUUUGCGGAUUGUCGUUGAUGUUAUACAGUCCAAUGUAAAAUAUUGUAAAUGCAAUGGAGUUCAGUCUACCGCUUCUAAUCAAAAUUCGGAUGGUUGGCAGCCUUAUAUCGAACGUCAGGAUAUGUUAAUAUGGAGGCGGCAGGAGCCUGGAGGAUUAUAUGCAUACAAAGUAUAUGGCUCGUUCUCUGACGUCACUGCCGAAGACUUCUUACAAGUACAAAUAGAUGUCGAUUAUAGAUUGGAAUGGGAUUCUACCGCUAAGGAAUUAGAGAUCAUUGAAACUGAUCCGCAGUCAAAAUCAUGUAUCGAUCAAAGUAACGAUGUUAUUCAUUGGGAGAUGCUCUGGCCUAGAUUAUUUUCAAAUAGAGAUUAUGUGUUUCAACGACGGUGGAUUGUAAAUAGGGAAACUGGAAUCAUAAUUAUUGUCAGCAGAGUAACGGAACAUCCUGAUGUACCAAUCAUACGUGGUACUUAUAGGGUCAAGUCGUAUUGGUCGCACAUGGUGAUAAGACCUUAUACAGAAUUCAACAAGCCAGGCAUCGAAUUCGGACUCACAUACUUUGACGAUCCUGGUGUAUCCGUGCCGACACCUGUUACCUCAUGGGUAGCACUGAGAGGUUUACCUGACUUCUUGAUACGUAUGCGGAAUGCCUCGAAGAAUUACCAGAAAUACAAAUUGAUCAAACGAGGCAAGGCUACAUUUGACAAUAGUCAUCCGUUGUCUGAAGAACAAGUUAAAUCAGACUCUGCUACUAGCAGUACUACUGAAUUAAAUAUAAUACACAAUAUACAGCAGGAGAGUGACGUAGCAGAGAAUGGAAAUAGGGACACUGCUACUAAUUCCUCAACCAAAAAACAAGGUUUACUAGAUUAUUUUUACCUCACGAAAUUAUUUGCAUGACACAAAUAUUUCACAAUUGAUUUAAGAGAGUAACUUUUGACUAGUAGAUAAUUUAACGUGACCUCAUACGGGGAGAGUAAUAUAAUCCGAUCUCUGCUACCGGAAGUGUAAAAACGUGUAGAACACAGAUGAACGCGUCGACGAUGAUAUUGCGGAAUAACUGAACUGCUUCAUUAAUGUAUUGGGUAAAUGAUACAUGCUUUCACAGACAGCAAGAUGAAAUCGUGGUCAUAAAAAGUCUCGCACUUUUCUUCCAAAUACCAGUUCUUAUCUUUUAUGAAAAUGGGAGACACACAAGUACACUAUCAAUCGAAAAAUAUACUAAGCGCGUAGAAAGACUGAUUAGUUUUAUCAUCCAUUUUAAUACGUUUGAAGAUGUGUAUCAUGCAUUGUACACAGUAAUAAACAACAAUGUAACCUGUGUUAAAUCAUGAAAACAAAUUUAAAGCUGGCUUGAUUUGAUAAUAUAAUAAUUGAUGAACUUGAGGUAUAAAUAGAUUUAUAUGUGGCAAAAUGCGAGAGAUAGAGAAGAUAAUUGUAUUUCGAAUAUUAUAACACAAAUAUGAUAGAUUUAUAAUAUAACAUAUUAAUAUUAUAUACGUUAGAGAACAUGUGUGUAUAGUAUGUGCGUUAUACAAAAUGUGUAUAUAUAUAUAUAUAUACAUAUAUAUGACACA